GUACUUUAAUUUUUCGUCCGAUGUUCAGCGCCUGUUUUUUUUUGCUGCACGUUUGGUGACAGUUAGGUAGCUAUCUUAAAUGUAUAUUUUGGCGUUUUUAAAACUUUAGAUUUAAUGUUUGCCAAGAUUAGGUCAACAUUGAAUAUCCUCCCGACGUCUGACUCAUGUUUAGACGACAAAGCGGAAGUAUCUCAUUACUUAGCGAGCUAGAUUGUUUCAUAGCUAAAGUUGAUAAAAGAUAUUUUAAACAUGGCAGCGGACGAUGCCCCUGGUUUAGAGUUCAUGGACUGGGAACUUGACACUUCGACAUGUAACGGUCUGAAACAGGAGAAACAACUUUCUGCCUCACAAAGAAGGUGCUACAGCCUCUGCAGGAGGAAGUCAUUUGCUGCCUUUGUGGCGUCCAAGAGGGAGGGCGGUCAGGAAGGAGAAAGCACAUCUUGGUGCUGCUGUGGCCGGACUUUCAAGGAACACCCUGCCAUUCACAAACAUGUGGCCUGGACUCAUGAUGCUGAAAUAAAGCAGCUCACACGUGCCGCAUACGAGCAUUUGUUAAGCCAGUUGGACGAAGAAGAACCUGAAACACAACAGACGACUGAGCGUAAGGCCGAGCCGGUGGACGUGUCUGCAUGGUUACCUGAAACUAGUCACAUCUCUGAGGAGCAACUUCAAAAUGGUCCAGGCAAGGUCCUCCUCUAUUAUCAUUACUGUCAAGUGGAGGAUCCACAUGUUAUCUGUGCUUGGCAGAAAGCUUUGUGUGAGAAGCUCCACUUAACUGGCAAGGUGAGGGUGGCGACUGAAGGCAUCAAUGGAACAGUUGGCGGCACCAAUAUGGCCACUGAUGUUUACAUCAACGCAAUGUGUUCAAACCCCUACUUCAAGAUGGACAAGGAGGACUUUAAGACAAGUGAUGGCGGCGCAGCGUGUUUUAAAGACCUGAGGGUCGGGGUCUAUAAGGAAAUCGUCCCAAUGGGAAUGGAUCCUGAUGUUGUUUCCUACCAACUGGCAGGUGUUCAUUUGGAACCAGAGGAGUUUCAUAAAGAAGUGCAGGCUCUGUUGGUCAAAGGGGACUUAUGCAAUGACACCGUCCUCCUGGACUGCCGCAAUUUUUAUGAGAGUAAAAUUGGGCAGUUUACUCAGUGUCUGGCCCCGAGCAUCCGUAAGUUCAGCUACUUCCCCGACUACGUUGACCAAAACCUUGAACUGUUCAGAGACAAGAAGGUCUUGAUGUACUGCACAGGAGGGAUCCGCUGUGAGCGCGGCUCUGCGUACCUCCGCUCCAAAGAUGUGUGUAAAGGGGUUUACCAGCUGAAAGGGGGAAUCCACAAGUAUCUGGAGCGAUUCCCAGAGGGUUUCUAUCGAGGGAAACUUUUUGUGUUUGAUGAACGCUACGCCAUCUCCUCCAACGAUGACAUCAUCUCAGACUGCAGGUACUGCGGCUGUCCCUGGGACCAGUACAAACUCUGUUCCACCAAGUUGUGCUGUCAGCUGGUCCUGUCCUGUCCCGGCUGCAGACGGGACGGAUGCACCGCUUGCUGCCCCACUUGCCAAAUCAAAGGACAUGCUCAGAGCAAGGCAUCCGUCACUGUUCCACCUCACAAAGAGGAGUGCGAGUGCACUGAAGGACGUCCCAGAAUCCCUCGGGAUGUGUAGCGACAGAAUGCCUACGAUUGGACAUUAGUGCUCGCAGCCACUUGAAAAAUCCUGCCUGUCAGGGGUUGACCACAAUGUACAACUACAAUAAGUGGAAGGUGCCCAGUGUAUUUUAAAGUCAUGAAUUUUUUUUUAAAUAUGAAUGUGGAAAACUAAGUCAGA
Etheostoma spectabile (orangethroat darter) is the source of this 1815-nucleotide messenger RNA. RefSeq names its product thiosulfate sulfurtransferase like domain containing 2 (gene tstd2). Bases 250 to 1653 code for a protein of 467 amino acids. NCBI's taxonomy places the organism in Eukaryota, Metazoa, Chordata, Actinopteri, Perciformes, Percidae. The record is from RefSeq and is a predicted model, not a curated record. The transcript is spliced from 9 exons.